AAUACAAGGAGGCUUGAGACCAAAGAGCCACCAUUUUGACCCUUCAGAGCAGAGGGCAUUGAGAAUUACUGGAGAACCUGACAGUCAGUGUACACCUCCGAGGAAAGCUGUCACACGCCAGACAUACCCCCAUCCAGUCAUCACGGCCAUGGAGGCCCGUGCACGUCAACGCGCAGAGCGAAGAAAGGAGAUCAAGGAACUCAAGAGGAAGAAGGAUGAGGAAAAGCUGGCUGAGAUGAAAGCUGCUGAGGAGCAGAGACAGAGGGAGGAAGAGGAGGAAAAACGCAAAGCAGCAGAAAAGAGGAAGGAGGAAAAAAGGUUGCAAAGAGAGAGGGAACAGGAAAAACAGAAGCAACUGAAAAGGCAACAGGAUCUCCUGAAACUGGCCCGUCAACACUAUCUCAGAACCUUGUUGCUACACAGGGGCCUGGCACCAUGGAAACGCGUCAUUCAGCUCAGACAAGCCAGCAUACAGUCGCCUUAAAUGAAGAGGAAGAACAUUGCAG
This is a messenger RNA of Xiphias gladius (swordfish), 506 nucleotides long. It is a transcript of the gene ccdc191, whose product is annotated as coiled-coil domain containing 191. Gene Ontology annotation, molecular function: phosphatase binding. The coding region runs from base 149 to 484 and encodes 111 amino acids. NCBI's taxonomy places the organism in Eukaryota, Metazoa, Chordata, Actinopteri, Istiophoriformes, Xiphiidae. The transcript has 6 exons. The record is from RefSeq and is a predicted model, not a curated record.